Molecule: messenger RNA, 570 nt
Organism: Penicillium maclennaniae
Lineage: Eukaryota; Fungi; Ascomycota; Eurotiomycetes; Eurotiales; Aspergillaceae
Product: cupin domain-containing protein
Exons: 1
Coding region: 1-570 (189 amino acids)
Source: RefSeq, a predicted model, not a curated record
AUGUCGAACCCUGGUCAGAUCUCGCCGCUCCGUCCUGUCACUCACCAUAUAACCGGCCACAAUGCGGCCGGCAAAGCCAUCAUCCACUCCUCCUCUCCGGGCGAAUGGAAGUCUUUCGAGGCAAAGGACAUGGCCUUCGACGUUGUGUACACCACUUCCGAUUUCCCCGCCAAUCUGAACAACGACGCCGAUCUCGCGGCUCAUAAACAGGUUAUGCAGUCCGAUAAGCUUGGUCUGGUCAAUCCUCGAGGCACGGUCUGUCGCAUCGUGGACUUUGCCCCCAACAACAAAUGUAUUGUGCACCGUACGCAGAGCUUGGACUACGGUAUUGUGCUGGAGGGAGAAAUUGAGAUGUUGGUAGAGGAGGGAGAGCCCGUGCGGAUGAAGCGGGGAGAUGUCGCCAUCCAACGCGCUACAAUGCACGGCUGGCGGAAUACCAGUGACUCCGAGUGGGCGCGUAUGGUGUUCGUGUUGCAGGAUUGUCAGCCAUUGACUGUGGGCGGCACCACGAUGAGGGAGGAGUUGGGAAUCGCGACCGGCGUCCUAAACCCGAGCGGGAAUGAUCAGUAA